AGUUGGAGGCGGUAAUGAACGUUGUUUGAGAACCGCCAACAAAAUUCAACAAGAAGAAGAAGAGCGGCAAGAUGGCGGCGCCCACAACAGUGCAGCAAACGAUGAACCAACUGACAGAUCAUUUUGUAAACUCUGUUUACACAACCAGCCAAGACAGCAAAUCUUCUCCAGCGGAUUCUGUAAAACUACAGGACUAUGUAAUGGAUUUCUUGGAGAAAGAGGUGGGCAGCGACCUGAAGUCGCUGAAGAAUGUUGGCGACCUCCUGGAAAAAAUUAGAGAGGAAAACAACGUCCUGGAGGAGCAGGUUCUCACUGUAUCCAGUUCUGUGCCUCCUAAAGUUUCUGCAGCUCUGUCUGCUGCUGAGGAGGCCCGACGUUCCCUGGAGGACCUGCUGCAGCGAGAGCAAUCUGUGUCCAACAAAUUGAACGAGCACCUACAGGAGGCCCAGCCUUGGAUGGAUAGCCUCGGUGAGACGCUUAAACAAGUCGACAUUAUAGAGAGUCACAUGAAAUACCUACGCUGCCUUCAACAUAUAGAGGAACUCAGCGCUGCAGUACAGCAGUGCCUGAUGACCAGCAGUGUCUGGGAGGCCAUCCGGGCAGUAGACAGCAUGGCUGUGCUGGACGCUGGACUAAACCAGUCUGGGUGUUCUCACCUCCAGGACUUCCUCCGUGAAACACUUCACUUCUGGCACAAGAUCAUCAAAGACCGACUGGCCAGUGAUUUUGAGAAAGUAUUGACUCAACUUCAUUGGCCGAUCAUCUCCCCUCCUACUCAGUCCCUGACACCUGUUGCCAACUGUCAGGAGAUCAACAGCCAGCUGGAGCUGCUUGUCCCACAGCUGCUUGCCCUGCAGACCUCCGAUGACCUCGUGUCCCAGAGGGCUUUGGCCUCCCGUGCACCCUCUACCCAGCCGGUUCCUUCCGCCACACCUGCGUCCCAAGCUCCUCCCCUCUGUCUUCCCAUCCAGAUCUUGCUGACGCCGCUCAGCAGGAGAUUCAAAUACCACUUCUAUGGGAAUCGGCAGACCAACUCCCUCAGCAAGCCAGAGUGGUACCUUACACAGGUUCUGAUGUGGAUGAGUAACAGCUCGACCUUCUUGGAGGAAAAGAUCCAACCUAUACUUGACCGAGCUGGGGCCAACAUCAGUGCCAGGGUGGAGCUGUGUCGAGGCCUGCUGUCUCUAGUCCAGGAGAAGGUGGCCAGCGAUGCCUCCAGGCUGCUGUAUGAUGACAUGCUCUUCUGUCACUUGGUGGAGGAGGUGCUGCAGUUUGAGAAGGAGCUGCGGAGCAACCAGUCCUACCCAGCAGUGCUGCCUGGUCUGCUUCACCUCCUGCUUGAGGACGCAAUCCUUCAGAAGUGGCUGACUGUGGAAAAGAAGAUGGCGGUGGAGAAGAUGGAUGCCAUGCUGUCGGCUGAGGGAGCUUGGAGCUCUCAGUACAAAGAUAUCAGUGAUAUGGAUGAGCUGAAGGCUCCAGAUUGUGCUGAGACGUUCAUGACCCUGCUACAGGUCAUCACUGAGCGGUACCGAGCUUUGCCCUGUCCUUCUGCGCAACUGAAGUUCCUGGGGCUACAGAGAGAACUGGUAGAUGACUUCCGUAUACGACUCACCCAGGUGAUGAAGGAGGAGUCUCGCUGCCCGCUGGGUGCCCGUUAUUGUGCCAUCCUUAAUGCUGUCAACUACAUUUGCACCAUCCUGGGAGACUGGGGAGACAAUGUGUUUUUCCUACAGCUGCAGCAGGCAGCAGUUUCACUUGGUGAGGAAGUUGUACUGGGGGGCCUGGGGGUGAUGGAGGUGGGUCGUCUGGCUUCUCUGGAGGGCUCUCUAUUUGAAGGUCUUUUGGCGUUGCUGGAACGACUUAAAGGAGACAUGAUGGGAAGACUGCUGGAAUGGACCAUCAGAGAAAUCACAGAAAAAGCCAAACCAUACCGCCAAGACAGGUGGCUGUCCCUACCAUCCCAGCACGACCAGUCCGCCAUGUCCCUGUCCAGCUCAGCAUGUCCCAUGAUGCUCUGUGUGAGGGACAGAUUGUUGAACCUUCAUCAGGUCCUGAGUCUUUCUCUGUUCCAGCUGGCCUGGCAGGGCCUGGCGGAGAGACUUGACAACUUUCUUUACCAGGAUGUGAUCCUGUCUAAUCAUUUCAGUGACGGUGGGGCAGCUCAGCUUCAGUUCGACAUGACCAGAAACCUAUUUCCUCUGUUUGGUCACUACUGCAAAAGACCUGAGAACUUCUUUAAGCAUGUGAAGGAGGCCUGUAUCAUCUUGUGUCUCAACGUCGGCUCUGCUAUUCUGCUAAAGAAUCUCCUGAAGGAGUCGGAGGAGGAGACGACAGGUUGGACAGAUGCAGGGGAUCCUUCACCACAGUCUGCACUGAAUGAGUUGGGGGUUUACUGCCUGGCACCCUGUGACGUGUUGAUUCUCCUCAGCCUCAGAGCCUCCUGGCCGGGACAGUAACAGUUCUCCCCGGCAGUAUGUGUUGGGUUGGAGUGUGCAUCAGACCGAGUGCUUGGCAAUUGUUUCUUAUUCCAUUUUUGCCAUUAGUACGACGGAGUAUGAAGGCCCACAUUAGGGGAGGUGGUGAGAUGAAGAUUUUUUAAAUUUAUUUAGCAUUUCGAGAAUAAAAUAAACUCCUUUAGUCCAUCAAAUCCAGUUACAGUGACUGUCCACCAUAACAUCUGCUCUGUAAGCUACAUCAUAGACAUAGGCCUAUAGGUUACAUCCUUGGAGUGUGAAGGCAAGUUUUUUAAGAGGUGCAACUGUAUUCCUAACUGAAAGCAAAAGCUGUCAGUGAUGUAGCCGACAUGACAGCUGGCUGGCAUGGUCACUCUAACGUGAUUUGAUGGCCUAAAGGAGUUGACUUUCUUCUUGAUACGCAAAAUAAAUAUACAAAUUAAAACCUCAAUUUUUUUUCUCUUAAUGAGGCCCUAAUACUUACAUCAUCAUUAGCAUUAGUCUUCUUUGUAAAGAAGACAGGUAACAUUCGUCAGUUUAGUGUUUAAUAAGUUUAUAUUAUUGAGAUGUCAUUGCAUGAACUCGCCGACCUGCAAUGCUCUCGCCUUCAGUUGCCCCGCAACUACUGGUUAAUGGGGUUGUCUUUGUUUUUGUGUGUCACUGUGUGUGUGUGUGUGUGUGUGUGUGUGUGUGUGAGAUAUAACUUAACCAUCAGGGCUAAUUGGUUGAUACUUACAUUUCCCUGAAAGACACACCUGCCCAGUGUGCGCUCAUGAUAUAAAUGAAAGGUGGACUUUUUCUUUAAAACAUAACAAGUUUCUGUUUAUAUUCAGUGUUGCUCACUACAACGCAUGGUGUGUAUCCUUGAGGUCUAGUGGACAUGUUGAUGCACUUCCUUCAUCAUAAAACAUUUGCAAAGCCAAUAAAAAAAAACCCCACGUGUCUGCAUUGUUUGCAUCCAUGUUUGCUUGCUAGCAUUCGACUUCUUCCCUGAUAUGAGAUAUAGAAGGCCCAUGUCCAGAUCUGCAAUACUGGCAGACGAUGUCAGAUUCUCUGACCAGAGCAGAGGUCUCAAAUCUCAAAUUACAAAUGACAGCUAGAUUUACAAUAGAUUAGAUGUAUUUCUUGUAUAAUUCAUUGCCCAUGAAAUGCCAAUGAGUUAGUUAUCCGUGUUUUUGAAGGGAUGAAAGUAAUGCAUUAUGUGACUCUUAUUUUUUUGUAUACUACUUUCAGUAAUCUCACUGCUUUUUUUAAAUCACAAGUUGCAGCCGUUUGAGAGUAAAAACAAAAGUCAAAUGAAAAGUCCCAAUAAAUUGUGUGAGAGAGAUACACACUCUCUGGGAAGCACAUGCUGGAUGUGUACGUUAACUGGCUGAGUGUCAGGGGGGUAACGCACCCAGAAUGUUGCGAGACCAACAGGUGCACGCGGGGUCUGGCUCAGGAAUGUUUAAAUGCUGAAGUGCUCAGUGUGGAUCCUCCAAGUGGCUUCUGCAUUCACAUGCAUUUAAAUCAAAGAAUAGCAUAGGUUUUCUUCCCCAGGCUCUGUGCAUGUUCCCAUGGCGCGUCACGUGACUCUACUGCACAAAAUGGACCAAUCACGUGCUGCCUACUUCGGUUUAGAGGAACAGGUCGUUAUAACAGAGCUAUGAAGAAUAUAUUUUAAAAUAUUACAAAAAAAACACUGUUGCUGCAAAUAAGGCGAGAGAGGAAUGUUAGCUGAAAAGUGUUAGCCGACUCGAUGCCUGUUUAUUUCUAACGUGACAGCUGUACGUCGUAGAGCUCCUAAACUUUAAACUUGAUACAACAUAUUUAAACAUUAUACUAAUGACAGUAAUCCAGUUGUUUUUAAAUGUGCUGCAAAUGAAAUAAAGCUAAUAAACAAGUUGGGUCUGUG
Micropterus dolomieu (smallmouth bass) is the source of this 4347-nucleotide messenger RNA. It is a transcript of the gene rint1, whose product is annotated as RAD50 interactor 1. Gene Ontology annotation, biological process: retrograde vesicle-mediated transport, Golgi to endoplasmic reticulum; regulation of ER to Golgi vesicle-mediated transport; endoplasmic reticulum to Golgi vesicle-mediated transport. Bases 72 to 2456 code for a protein of 794 amino acids. Gene Ontology annotation, cellular component: Dsl1/NZR complex. NCBI's taxonomy places the organism in Eukaryota, Metazoa, Chordata, Actinopteri, Centrarchiformes, Centrarchidae. The record is from RefSeq and is a predicted model, not a curated record. The transcript has 15 exons.